Falco peregrinus (peregrine falcon) is the source of this 807-nucleotide messenger RNA. RefSeq names its product testis specific serine kinase 3 (gene TSSK3). The coding region runs from base 1 to 807 and encodes 268 amino acids. NCBI's taxonomy places the organism in Eukaryota, Metazoa, Chordata, Aves, Falconiformes, Falconidae. Gene Ontology annotation, biological process: intracellular signal transduction; protein phosphorylation; microtubule cytoskeleton organization. Gene Ontology annotation, molecular function: protein serine/threonine kinase activity; ATP binding; tau-protein kinase activity. The transcript is spliced from 2 exons. Gene Ontology annotation, cellular component: cytoplasm. The record is from RefSeq and is a predicted model, not a curated record.
AUGGAGGGGUUUCUGCUUGCCCAUGGCUACCAGCUCAGCAGGACCCUUGGGGAGGGGACCUACUCCAAGGUGAAGGAGGCUUUUUCCCAGAAGCACCAGAAGAAAGUGGCAAUUAAAAUAAUUGAUAAGAAGGAAGUUCCAGAAGACUUCAUUCACAAAUUCCUGCCCCGGGAGCUCCAGAUCGUCAAGUGCUUGAACCACAGGAACAUCAUCCGCGUGCACGAGAUGCUAAAAUCCACCAAGGGGAAGAUCUGCCUCGUGAUGGAGCUGGCGGAGGACGGGGACAUCUUUGACUACGUGCUCCGCGAGGGUCCCCUGCCCGAGCCCCGUGCCAGGGCGCUUUUCCACCAGCUGGUCGAGGCCAUCUGGUACUGCCACGACAGCGGGGUGGUCCACCGCGACCUCAAGUGCGAGAACGCCCUGCUGCAGGGCAACACCUUGAAGCUGACGGAUUUUGGCUUUGCUAAGCUGCUCCCCAGGGACCGCCGGGAGCUGAGCUGGACCUUCUGCGGCAGCACAGCCUACGCGGCGCCCGAGGUGCUGCAGGGCAUACCCCACGACAGCUGCAAAGGCGACAUCUGGAGCAUGGGCAUCAUCCUCUACAUCCUGCUCUGCGCGCGCAUGCCCUUCGACAACACCAACAUCCCACAGAUGCUGCACCAGCAGCAGAAAGGUGUCUCUGUCCCUGGGCACCUGGGCAUCUCCAAGGAGUGCCAGAACCUCCUGAGAAUGCUUCUGGAACCAGACGCAACCCUGAGACCCUCCAUCGAGGUGGUCAGCAGGCACCCGUGGCUCACUAACCCCUGA